Colletotrichum abscissum is the source of this 1074-nucleotide messenger RNA. RefSeq lists its product as uncharacterized. Gene Ontology annotation, molecular function: membrane insertase activity. The transcript has a single exon. NCBI's taxonomy places the organism in Eukaryota, Fungi, Ascomycota, Sordariomycetes, Glomerellales, Glomerellaceae. The record is from RefSeq and is a predicted model, not a curated record. Gene Ontology annotation, biological process: protein insertion into mitochondrial inner membrane from matrix; mitochondrial respiratory chain complex IV assembly. The coding region runs from base 1 to 1074 and encodes 357 amino acids. Gene Ontology annotation, cellular component: mitochondrial inner membrane.
AUGGCUUCCCUGAGAGCGGCGCGUUGCGCCAUCACACCCGGCCUGCGCCAAUCCAUCGGUUUCUCAUUAGCAAGGCCACUUACCGCCUCUCUUCGCCCACACCUUGUCUCGAGGACGGCACGAUCACCUCAACGAGAAAUCGGUGCCAGAAACUUUAGUCUAGGCGGGCUCGUCAACAGCAGCGUCGAAGCUACCUCGCAAGUAGUUGUUUCGCUGCACUCGAUGAACGCGACGGGAAAUUGGACAGGCACCAUCGUGUUCUCGGCCUUGCUCAUCUCUCUGUGCAGAGCACCGCUUCAAUACUACGCCAGACGCGUCGUUGAAAGACAGGGAGAAAUCGCACCAUUUAUGGCCGCCUGGAGUCACGUAAUUCGUGGGACCCGUCUCUCAAGGGCCAUACAACUAGCCAAGGUUCGGAAACGAAUGCUGAAAGAGCUAGGGGCCCAGAAUUGGAAGACUUGGGCCCCAGCACUCGGCCUGCCCAUAUGGUAUCUCAUGUCUGAAUCUCUGAGGCGUCUUUGUGGUGCAAACAGCGGACUUCUAUCCUUGCUCACUGGCAACUACAAGAACCAGGAGGUUUCAGCCGGUGUCGCCUCGACCUCCGUUACGGAACAGGCAUCAGCAGCAGCUUCUUCGUCUGCCGAUGCUGUAUCUAGCAACCUGGAUUCACUAAGCUAUGUUGCGGAAGGCAUGGCAAAUGGUGGCGUGCUAUGGUUUACCGACCUCACGGUAGCCGAUCCAACAAUAUUGUUGCCUGCUAUGCUGAUGGGCACUCUGGGCUGGUUAACGAUGCCUAGAGGCGAAAUGAGGAAGUAUGUAUUCAACCUCUCAACAUCUGAGCAGAAUGUGCCUCCGGGUCUGAGAUGGCGAAUUCGCCUCCAAAGAGGUCUACUUCUCACGGCAAUCUUGAUUCCCGCACUUUGUAUCAAAUUGCCAGCAGGCAUAUUUGUCUACUGGAUUUCUUCAAUGAUCUUCUCCCAGAUCUCUGUCAAGAUUAUGGAUAAAGUACGCGGCAAACACGACCCUUGGAAGCCAUCCCCUCAUUACGAGCGCUUCCACUUGCGGGGGUUGUAG